Messenger RNA from Chara braunii, 4579 nucleotides. The record is from the annotation of a GenBank genome assembly. Lineage: Eukaryota; Viridiplantae; Streptophyta; Charophyceae; Charales; Characeae.
UUGAAAAGGAGGGGCGGGUGGCCCCGGGAGGGGGGAGGGGGGGGGGGGGGGGGGGGGGGGGGGGGGGGGGGGGGGGGGGAGGAGAGUUGGAGGCAGGAAUCGCUAGCAAGAACCAGCUUUACAAGAUGGUGAAGGGGCGUAUGACGACCGCUGACGUGGCGGCGGAGGUGGCAUGCCUCCGCCGUCUGAUUGGGAUGCGUGUGGCCAACGUGUACGACAUCAAUCCUAAGACAUAUGUUCUGAAAUUGGCUAAGAGCGGGGGGGUUACAGACACCGGAGAGAGUGAGAAAGAGCUUCUGCUCGUGGAAAGUGGAAUCCGUUUUCACACUACCAAGUUCUCCAGAGAUAAGAGUAUAACCCCCUCAGGUUUCACACUGAAGUUGCGCAAACACAUCCGGACGCGGCGUCUCGAAGAUGUCCGGCAGCUUGGGAUUGAUCGCGUCGUUGAUUUCCAGUUUGGCCUGGGAGAAGGCACACACCACCUCCUUCUUGAGCUUUACUCCCAGGGUAAUAUCCUCCUCACUGAUGGCUCUUACAAGGUCCUUGCCCUGCUUCGCUCUCAUCGAGAUGACGAGAAGGGCAUAUCGAUGAUGGUGAAUCAUCAGUAUCCCGUUGAGAUGUGCCGUGCGUUUGAAAGGACGACGAAGGAGAAGUUGACGGCUGUGUUGAAGGGCGAGGAGGGGGCACAGAGGAGGGGUGCAGAGGGGGGGAGAGAGUGCGGGGUCCUCGAAGAAGAAGAGCAUGCGAAGGGGAAGGGAGCCAAUCAGAAUGGAGUAAAGUCCACAAGGGAUAAAGGGGGAGAAUGUGGUGGAGAUCAAAGGGGGUCUUCGGCUUCCAAGGGAAGCUCUGCGGUUGGUGGCAAAGGAGGAGGAGGAGGGGGAGGAGGAGGAGGAGGAGGAGGAGGAGGAGGGAAGGGUGGAAAGAAGGAAGUAGCAGCCACGCUGAAAGGAACCGGAAAGAAGCAAGCAGGGGGUGGUGACGGCUAUGGCGAACCCCUGCUGAAGGGGUUGAUUGCCGAUGGCCUUGCCUACGGGCCCUCCUUGAGCGAGCACAUCAUUCUUGAUGCAGGACUCUCACCCCACAUCAAGAUAGGAGGGGGCAAAGGUGUGGGUGAUGGAGGAGGGGGAGUGAAGGGGUUAACGACAUGGCAGAUAGAUGGGCUUAUGGAGGCGGUGAGCACGUUCGAGGACUGGUUCCAAGGUCUGAAAGCGACGGCGACGAUCCCUGAGGGGUUCAUUGUGAUGCAGAAGAGAAGCGGAAGAGGAGGAGGUGACAGCGGCGGGAAAAGUGCAAAAUUUGCCGGGAAGGGUGCUGCCAAAGCCGCCGCUAAAGGAGCAAAUCAAAACUCUGCUGCUGCUUCUGCUGCUGCUGCUGCUGGUGCUGCCAAAGCCGCUAAGGGAGCAAAUAAAAACUCUGCUGCUGCUUCUGCUGCGUCUGCUGCUUCUGCUGCUUCUGCUGCUUCUGCUGUUGCUGCUGCUGGUGCUGGUGGUGCUGGUGGUGCUGGUGGUAGUGGGGGGGCCAGAGGCAAAGAGAACAAGCAAGAACAAGCAAUUGAUGAUGAUGAGAAGCCCGAACAGAGCUCAGAGGAACUGAAGCUGUAUGCAGAAUUCGUUCCAUUUUUACUUAAGCAGCUGGAAGGAUGCGAGAGCUUGAGAUUCAACACCUUCGAUGCGGCUAUGGAUGACUUCUUCUCGAAGAUAGAAGGGCAGCGAUUAGAUCAGCAGCGGCGUGCUGCAGAGACUAUGGCGGUUGGCAAGCUGGAUAAGAUCCGAGCUGAUCAGACGAAGCGCGCGCAAGUCCUGCAGGAGGUUGCUGAUGAGUCGGUCCGUAAAGCAGAGCUGAUCGAGUACAACUUAGAUGACGUGGACGCUGCAAUCCUAGCCGUCCGUGGUGCGCUGGCCAGCGGGAUGGACUGGGUGGAGCUAGCGCGCAUGGUCAAAGACGAGCGCAAGGCUGGCAAUCCGGUGGCAGGGCUGAUUCAUAGCCUGCAGCUGCAGAAGAACCAGAUCACCCUUCUUCUGAGCAAUGACUUGGACGACAUGGAGGAGGAGGAGAAGACCCGGCCUGCUGACAAGGUGGAAGUGGACUUGGCCAUUUCUGCUCAUGCCAAUGCCAGAGUGCACUUCGAUGCCAAGAAGAAACAUAUAGUCAAGCAACAGAAGACGUUAAGUGUGCAAGAGAUGGCUCUGAAGGCAGCGGAGAAGAAGACCAACGAGCAACUAGCCCAGGCCAAAAGGGUUGCCAAGAUUGUCCACAUGAGGAAGGUCCACUGGUUUGAGAAGUUUCACUGGUUUAUAUCUAGCGAGAAUUAUCUGGUGAUCAGUGGGAAGGACGCCCAGCAGAACGAGAUAGUGGUUAAACGUUACCUCAAGAAGGGUGACCUGUACGUGCAUGCAGAACUCCAUGGGGCAGCUAGUUGUGUCAUCAAGAAUCCGCAUCCAACGGCUCCUGUGCCUCCAUUAACUCUCAAUCAGGCAGGAUGCAUGACUGUGUGUAGAAGUGCGGCCUGGGACUCCAAGAUUGUGACCAGUGCUUGGUGGGUUUAUCACCAUCAGGUGUCGAAAACAGCACCCACAGGAGAGUACCUCCCCACAGGAAGCUUCAUGAUCCGAGGGAAAAAGAACUUCCUCCCUCCUAAUCCUCUCUUGAUGGGCUUUGGCUUCCUCUUUCGGCUGGAUGACAGUUCGGUCGCGGCGCAUGUAAAUGAGAGGAGGAUUCGAAUCGAGGGUGAAGAGGUGGCAGAGGAGGCAUCCAACGAUGCAAACGUCAGGAAGGAAGCAACCUCAGCCUCUGCUGCUAUUGCCUUGGCUGUUGCUGCUGAUGCUGUGGCCAGUGCAGCUGCCAGCGAUGGUGGUGGUGCUGCUGCUGCUGCUGCUGAUGAUGAUGAUGAUGAUGAUGAUGAGGUUGAGGAUGAUGGUGGUUUGCCGAGCAUGGAUCGCAGUGAUGAUGGAGAUGCAGAAACUGCUAGUGAGGGUGCAAGUGAGGAAGAAGAUGAAUUGACGAACACCGAGGUAGGAAGGACAAGGGGAAAGGAGGAUGGAGGUAAUCUGGAGGAAGAAGAUAGAGAAGGGGUCAAGAAGGAUCACCCUGUGCCAGUGAGGGUGGGUGGGGACAAGUACGAGCUUGAUGGACCAGGGGACGAAAGCGGGGAUGAUGGAGAAGGGGGAGGAGGGGGAGAAAACAGGGACGGCAAGGGCGAGGAGGAGGGGGGGAAUGCGGAUCUCGCACGGCGAGAUAAACAUCACCUAUCUAUUGCAGAGAGGCGUCGACUGAAGAAAGCAAGUGCACAAGCCAAAAAGAAGCCUCCCUCCAAUUCAGAGGGAUUGAAAGAGGGUGCAAAUGACCAGCAGCAGAAAGCUAGUCAGCAGGGAAAAGGUGGAGAAGAGGAGGAGGAGGAGGAAGAGGAGGAGGAGGAGAAGAAGGAGGCAGAAGCACCAAGCAAAACCUCUGGCAGAAUACAGAGAGGCAGAAGAAGCAGGUUAAAGAAAAUUAAGCAGAAGUAUGCUGAUCAGGACGAAGAGGAGAGAGAGCUGAGAAUGGUUCUUUUGGGGUCAGCUGGAGUCCAUAAGAAGAAUGCUGUGCAAGGGCAACACCCUCCUCAGGGGAAGGAUGUCAAGGGAGGAGGAGGAAAAGGCAGCAAACAAGGGGCGGCGAAUGCAUCUCACCCAAGAAUAGGGGAAGAUGCAGAAGCUGAAGAUGACUUGUCCACUGCCUCCAGGGUGUGCUACAAGUGUAAGCAGACAGGGCACAUAGCUCGCGAUUGCAAAGCUACGGUGUCGACAACGGGUGAGAUGGGUGGCGCGGACGCCGAGAGAGCUUUCAGAGGAGAGGGAGAGAAGAAAGAGGGUAUGAGCAGACGCGCAAGAGCGAGAGCAGAAGAGGCUGAAGUCACUGCGCUGUUGGCGGAAGAGAACAUCUUGGAAUUGGGAGAUGAAGACAGAGAAAAGCUGACCGAGCUCGACUCGCUGACAGGCGUUCCCCGCGAGGACGAUGUCUUGCUGUAUGCUGUUCCUGUCUGCGGACCUUACAGCGCUCUUCAGAACUACAAGUACAGGGUGAAGUUGACGCCGGGGACUGUGAAGAAAGGCAAGGCGGCAAGAACCGCAGUCGAGGUGUUUGCGCGGACAGUGGAUGUUUCACCACGCCAGAAGGAUCUUAUGAAGGCGGUACCCGAAACUGAGCUUGUUGCAGUCAUGAUAGGGAAUGUGAAGGUGGCAGCUCCAGGGCUUAUGAAGAUCAGGCAAGAUCAGAAAAAAGCGAAGAAGGUUGCAGCCAAGGGGUGAUGUGUUUUGCAGUUCUUUUGUGGACAUUCUGUCUAGCACAGAGGAUAGGAUUAAACCGCCUAAAUCUGGACGUAUUUGUGGAUAGCUGCAGAAAAAACGAAGGAAAAAAAAAAAAAAGAGAAUUGGGAGGUUCAUGUGGAAGUAGGGCAGGUGGGGAGGUGUGGGGCAUCACCCACCCCCUUUCCUCCCUCUCAGGUGUAGCGAGGGUGGUGUGGGGACGGAUGAGUUUUACGGGCUCUCCUGCCAAUCGGUUCUUCUGAGAACUCGAUCUGACAGAUGUUGACACGCGGACAUUC